Messenger RNA from Annulohypoxylon truncatum, 1549 nucleotides. Its product is annotated as transcription elongation factor. Gene Ontology annotation, cellular component: nucleus. The transcript has 3 exons. Lineage: Eukaryota; Fungi; Ascomycota; Sordariomycetes; Xylariales; Hypoxylaceae. Gene Ontology annotation, molecular function: RNA polymerase II transcription regulatory region sequence-specific DNA binding; zinc ion binding. Gene Ontology annotation, biological process: transcription elongation by RNA polymerase I; transcription antitermination; regulation of mRNA 3'-end processing. The record is from RefSeq and is a predicted model, not a curated record. The coding region runs from base 300 to 1205 and encodes 301 amino acids.
AGAGGAUUCAUUCUCUCGUUUUCAUAUGUACUCUUUUCGUAGCCUUGUCCGUCCGACCUGCAAAGGUCCUUCCAAACCGUAUUAACUUCUUCGAAAGGACGGUAUUCACUUACACGUCACUUCGCACAGUUGGCCCACCGCCCGCCAAUUCGUAAAAUACAAAACUUGCAUCCCGCCUCCAGUUCUUUCGCAAUCAUUCCAACUUCAUCCCCCACCCCCGUCGCCGACUUUCUUCUUCUAUCCAUCCACGAUCUGACAUCCCUUCAUCUCGAAUUCUCGGUUUUCGACGGCUAGCUAUCAUGGAUCAACGAGAGCUUGAGUCGCGCGUCAAGGCACUUCACAAGGCCGCCCAGUCCAACGAGCCGGCUUCAAACCUCCUCGCCAUCAUGGAAUCGCUCCGUGGUGCUUUGCCCACCGAGGAGAUGUUGCGCACCACCAAGGCCGGUAUUGUUAUCGGCAAGCUUCGAGGUAACCCUAACAAGGAAGUUGCCAAGGUCGCUGGCGAGGUGGUCUCUAAGUGGAAGAAGGCUAUCGAAGCCGAGAAGAGAGCGAAGGGUCUGCAGCCGGCCAAAGCAGUCCAGAAGGGUUCCGUGUCGCCCGCCUCCAAGGCCGCCUCUCCGGCUCCGAAACCCCUCGUAGGCAAUAACAAGGCGUACCAGGGCGAUGUGGAGAAGCGCACCUUCAAGACCGACGGCGUUAAGAUCGCCAUCACCGGUUCCACGACCCGCGACAACUGCAUCGGUCUCUUGUACAAUGGCCUCGCCUACCGCUCGCGCGAAUCGGAGGAUAACGUGAUCCAACGCGCAGAGGAGGUAGAGCGCGCGGCGUUCAAGGUGUACAAGGGCGAGACGAAGGAGUACAAAGACAAGAUACGAUCUUUAUUCCAGAACCUCAAGGUGAAGACCAACGCCGAACUCGGCCGCAACGUGAUGUCGGGAGCCAUCACCGCCGACCGCUUCGUCGUCAUGGGUAGCAAAGAGCUCAUGUCGGCGCACCAGCGCAAGGCCGACGCCGAGGCCGAGCUCGAGAACAUGAAGAAGGCCCAGGUACCCAUGGCCGAGAAGUCGAUCAGCGACAGUCUCGAGUGCGGCGGCUGCAAGAAGAAGAUGGUCAGCUACACGCAGGCCCAGACCCGAAGCGCCGAUGAGCCGAUGACCACUUUUUGUGAGUGUAUGAACUGCGGCAAGCGUUGGAAGUUCUCUUAAUUAACUACGGUUUCUUCUGGGCCCUAUCCGUCUUGACUCAACUUGAGAAGGGGGGUCUUCUUCUUCCGAGAUGAGCCACGUGCGAUACGGUUUUCUCAUGAGGUACAUGAGGUUCAUUAAAGCAUCACACGCCAUGCCCAUAGAACGGGUGGUGUAUGCCGGGCGUCUCGGGAAGUCGGUCGACGACUUGAUUAUUAGUGACUUUUGCGCAACCAUGGCUAUGUUUCUACGCGAGGAGUUCGGGCAAAUAGAUGAACAGGCAUGGCACAUUUGCUAAGGAAUACACCCCCCUUUCCAUUCUGAUAAUACGAAUGCAUUCGAUUUUAAUCGAUUUUCUACUUUUA